Messenger RNA from Balearica regulorum gibbericeps (East African grey crowned-crane), 1050 nucleotides. Lineage: Eukaryota; Metazoa; Chordata; Aves; Gruiformes; Gruidae. The record is from RefSeq and is a predicted model, not a curated record.
AUGAGACAUUUACAAAGGCAAGAGUCUUUUCCUCAGUCAAGCUCUAAUAUUGCAAAUCCAGAAUCACUACUUCCUGGGUCAAAUUUGACAGGGCUGUUUUCAGCUGCUGACAUUAGAAACCUAACAGCCCAUGAUGAUAAUUUCGAUGAAAUUAAACUCAUGUCUUUGGCUUCGGAGGAAGGCUUUGAUCCUAUAGAAGUUUCUCAGCUCUUUGAAGAACCUGGCUCAGAUUUGGGUCUGUCUUUGAAUUCAAGUCACAGCACCACCUUUCACUCAGUCUGCAGUGAAGGUGCUGUUGGGUACAGCAACGAUGUUAAAUCUUUUUCUUCUCAUGGCUUAGGAGCUGGUGGUGGCCAUAGGCAAGAACACAGUAAAUAUGGACAGGUGGAAUAUCCAGGUGAUUCACAGUGUUCUAGAGAAGCCACACUUCAGCAGUUUCUUCAUAACCACGCUUAUAAUCAGCUGCCAAGUCAAGCAGCAUCCACUCCAGAGCAUCAGCAGCAGAUGUGGAUGGAGAAACCCAAUGAAGUAAAGGAUAGGUGCCAUAAUUCUACUGAUACAAAUGUUAGCAGUGAUGCAAAAGCUCUGAGAAUACCAUUUUCGGUAGAUGAAAUUGUGAGCAUGCCUGUCGACUCUUUCAACACUAUGCUAGCAAAGAACCAUCUGAUGGAUACUCAAGUAUCACAUCUACGUGUCAUCAGACGAAGAGGAAAAAACAAAGCUGCUGCCCAAAAUUGUCGUAAACGUAAAUUGAAUGCACUUCUUGACUUGGAAGAAGACAUACGUAAUCUUCAAACACAAAAGGAGAGCCUUAAAAAGGAGCACUCUCAGUGUAGCAGAUCGAUCAGCAAGAUGAAGCAAAAGUUACACAACUUGUAUUGUGACAUCUUCAGUAGAUUGAGGGAUGACCAGGGUAGACCUGUUAACCCAUGCCAAUGUGUCAUUCAUUGCAGUAGCGGUGGCAGUGUUUUCAUAAUUCCCAAACACUUGGUCAAAUCAGAACAGAAACAAGAUAGCGAAAAUGAGCAGAAACAGAAGAAAGAUGGCUGA